AUGAGUUCCCUACGAUUCCUCGAUCUGGUCAAGCCGUUCGUGCCGUUCCUCCCAGAGGUUCAGCAGCCGGAGACCAAGAUCCCCUUCAACCAGAAGCUCAUGUGGACGGCCCUCACCCUCCUCAUCUUCCUGGUCAUGAGCCAGAUGCCUCUCUACGGUAUCGUCUCCUCCGACAACUCGGAUCCUCUAUACUGGCUGCGAAUGGUCAUCGCGAGUAACCGUGGUACACUGAUGGAAUUGGGUAUCACACCCAUCAUCUCCUCUGGCAUGGUUUUCCAGCUCCUUGCUGGCACCCACAUGAUCGACGUCAACCUUGACCUCAAGUCCGACCGCGAGCUCUACCAGACCGCCCAGAAGCUUCUGGCCUUUAUCCUCUCCGCCGGUACUGCUACUGUCUACGUCUUCUCCGGUCUCUAUGGACCUCCCUCCGACCUUGGUGCUGGUAUUGUCUUCCUCCUGAUCCUCCAGCUCGUUGUUGCCGGUAUGAUUGUUAUCCUCCUCGACGAGCUGCUCCAGAAGGGUUACGGUCUUGGCAGCGGUAUCUCUCUGUUCAUUGCCACCAACAUCUGCGAGUCCAUCAUGUGGAAGGCUUUCUCUCCCACCACCAUCAACACUGGCCGUGGUCCCGAGUUUGAGGGUGCUGUCAUUGCCCUCUUCCACCUCCUCAUGACCUGGCCCAACAAGCAGCGAGCUCUCCAGGAGGCUUUCUACCGCCAGAACCUCCCCAACAUCAUGAACCUCCUUGCCACCAUUGCCGUCUUCGCCGCUGUCAUCUACCUCCAGGGUUUCCGCGUCGAGAUCCCCGUCAAGUCUUCUCGCCAGCGUGGUGCUCGUGGAUCUUACCCCGUCCGCCUGUUCUACACCUCCAACAUGCCCAUCAUGCUGCAGUCCGCUCUUUCUUCCAACGUCUUCCUUAUCAGUCAGAUGCUCUACUCCCGCUUCUCUGAGAACCUCCUUGUCCGUCUCUUCGGUGUCUGGGAGGCUAAGGAUGGUUCUUCUCAGCUCCACGCUACCUCUGGUCUCGUCUACUACAUGUCUCCUCCCCAGAACCUGAAGGAGGCUCUUCUCGAUCCUAUCCACAUGAGCGCCUACAUCGUCUACAUGCUUGGUGCUUGUGCUCUCUUCUCCAAGACCUGGAUUGAGGUUUCUGGCUCCAGCCCUCGUGAUGUUGCCAAGCAGCUCAAGGAUCAGGGUCUCGUCAUGGCUGGUCACCGUGAUCAGUCCAUGUACAAGGAGCUCAAGCGCAUCAUUCCUACUGCCGCCGCCUUUGGCGGUGCCUGCAUUGGUGCGCUCUCCGUCACCAGUGACCUUUUGGGCGCUCUUGGUUCCGGUACCGGUACUCUCCUUGCUGUCACUAUCAUCUACGGUUACUUCGAAAUCGCCGCCAAGGAGGGUGACAUGGCCGGUAUGAAGGGCAUGAUUAUGGGCUAA
Messenger RNA from Fusarium musae, 1431 nucleotides. It is a transcript of the gene SEC61, whose product is annotated as translocon subunit. The transcript is spliced from 3 exons. The coding region runs from base 1 to 1431 and encodes 476 amino acids. The record is from RefSeq and is a predicted model, not a curated record. Gene Ontology annotation, molecular function: ribosome binding; transmembrane protein transporter activity; signal sequence receptor activity. Lineage: Eukaryota; Fungi; Ascomycota; Sordariomycetes; Hypocreales; Nectriaceae. Gene Ontology annotation, biological process: post-translational protein targeting to membrane, translocation; SRP-dependent cotranslational protein targeting to membrane, translocation. Gene Ontology annotation, cellular component: membrane; Sec61 translocon complex.